AUGACAAUACCAAGUGCUGAGGAUGAGGAACAACGGGAAAUCUCACACUUUGUUGUUGGCACGGUACAAAAUGGAGAGAUUCCACAAAAGAAUCUGGAUGUCACGAAGGAGGCAACGGUUCAGGCAGAGGAAGCGGCUGCUGAAAUGGCUAGGAAGCUGGAGAAGCAGGAAAAGAAAUGGUUAAAGCAGCAGAAGAAAUGGCUGGCCGCCCUCACCCUCGCAUCUUUGGAAAACAGCAAUAGUACCCUAGAGGAGUGUGAGGAGACAAGGGAAAGACCCAAAAAGAAGAAAAAGCAAAAGGCCCAGGAGACUCCAUGGGAAAAUGGAAUGGAAGACCCAUCUGUCUCUGUCUCCAAACCCAAGAAAAAGAAAUCUCUUUCCAAGGAGGAACUGGUUAGUAUCGAUCCUGAAGAGACAGCUGGCAGUGUAAGACUUCCCGAGAGGAAGAAAUCUUUCCCCAAAGAGGAACCAGUUAGUGACACUGAAGAGGCAGGAAACAGGAACAUCCCCAACAAAAAAAGGAAAUUCUCUUCCAAGGAAGAGCCACUCAGCAGGGGACCUGAAGAGGCUGCUAGCAGCAACAGUAGCCUCCAAAAAAAGAAAGAGCUCCAGAAGCUAUCCCAGGAAGAUCAGAAUGGACAUUUACCUGGUGGGCAUAACCCAAAUGACAUUUCCCAAGCCAUGCUUUAUAUCCCAAUAAAAACAAAUUCACAAGGAAAAAAAAAUCAGAAUAGCAGCAGAACCAACGACAAAACAAUAGAGAAUUUCCCUGAGUUCAACUACGUAUUUAUGUAA
Messenger RNA from Neomonachus schauinslandi (Hawaiian monk seal), 795 nucleotides. RefSeq names its product nucleolar protein 56-like. The record is from RefSeq and is a predicted model, not a curated record. Lineage: Eukaryota; Metazoa; Chordata; Mammalia; Carnivora; Phocidae.